Myripristis murdjan (pinecone soldierfish) is the source of this 2504-nucleotide messenger RNA. Its product is annotated as complement factor H-like. Bases 1 to 2391 code for a protein of 796 amino acids. The record is from RefSeq and is a predicted model, not a curated record. NCBI's taxonomy places the organism in Eukaryota, Metazoa, Chordata, Actinopteri, Holocentriformes, Holocentridae. The transcript has 17 exons.
AUGCAUCUAAUAGCUCGAGGCUGCGCUCUACUUCUGUGGAUGCAUACACUGACCGUGGUGAAAAGUCAAGAGUGCACACGUGCCCAGUUUGUAAAUGGGCCACUGUAUGAUGAAAAUUUUGACACCACCAACCUGGAGGAGAAAUAUGAUGGUGGAACACAAGUGCGAGUGAACUGCAAUGUUGGCUUCACAGGAUUUUUCAGAAUAAUGUGUGUAAGCGGUAACUGGAUGCCUCGUGGGUCUAAAUGUCAACCAAGAUCAUGUGGUCAUCCUGGUGAGGCCCAGUUCGCUGAAUUUCACCUGGAGAAGGGAGACGAUUUUGUCUUUGGGUCAGAAGUUGUAUACACCUGUCAGAAGGGUUACCAAAUGGUCAGUAGGACAAACUACCGCCGGUGCAUGGCAGAAGGCUGGGAUGGUGUUGUCCCUGUCUGUGAGGCCCAGCAGUGCCCAGUGAUUAAUGUGGAAGAUGGCGUCCAGGUGAUCGGGGACCCUGAGGAGGCAACCUAUGGCAAUGUGCUCCGAUUUCGCUGCACGUCAAACUCUUUAGUCCUGAAUGGAUCAGCAGAGAUUCACUGUGAUGAAACAGGAGAGUGGAGUGGCCCAGCUCCAACUUGUGACGAGAUAAUAUGUGGACCACCAAGGAUUGAACAUGGCAGAGUGCGUGGAAAUGCCAAGGAGUACAAAGAAAACGAUGUCUUGCAUUUUGAAUGCGAUGUCAACUACAAACCUACUCAAGGAAUACUUCCAAAAUGUACAAAAGUAGGCCCCAGAGCAGAGUGGAGGCCCACACCUCUGUGUGAACAGGUAAAAUGUACAAUACUGCAAUCAAUCAGUGGAACCAGGUAUGAACCUGAAUCCAGAAAUGUGUUUUACCCUGGCGACAGACUAACAGUCAUAUGUGGAGAGGAUUACUGGUUUUUCUCCACAAAAGAAACCUCCACAGAGGUUACCUGCCAGCAGGACGGAACGUGGACUCACGACCCAGUAUGCUCAGAGAUAAAAUGUCCCAGACUAAAUAUUGAACAUGCUUCCACUCCUCGCAAGUGGAAUUACAAGAACAAAGAAAAAGUCCGGUAUGUCUGCAGGGGUGAUUAUGACGGAGACUUCACUAUCACCUGUACAGCACGCGGUUGGCUGGGGGUUCAGACCUGCAGAGAGAUAAAAUGUCCCAAACUUGAUGUUCAAAAUGCUGAAAUUGUUGGCUAUGCAAAGUCAGAGUACACAAACCGAGAACGAGUCCAGUAUACCUGUAAGGGUGAUUAUGAAGGAGACUUCACUCUCACCUGUAAAGCAAGUGGUUGGCAUGGGGCUAAGAGCUGCAGAGAAAAAACUUGCACCAUACCACAUGGCUACGAUCUGAUUCAAAAUUUCAAAGAACAGGAAUGGAGGAGGAAAACAUUGCGUGCAACAAAAAGAUAUACCUGUAGAGAAGGAUAUAAAAGCACGGGUGGCAAGGGUGUUGCCACCUGCACAGCUAAUGGAUGGACGCCAGACCCCCUGUGUGAAGAUAAAACCACCUGUUCAAAACCUCACGUUGAGCAUGGAUUUGUAGUUGGGCCAUUUGCAGUUGGGACGUUCUACUAUACCUGUAAUGAAGGGUACAAGCCUUUCACCAAAGGCUGGUGGAGGGAAAUCAAAUGUCACGAGGGCGUGUGGUCUGAAAAUCCACAAUGCAUUGAUACUCAAAACUGUGGACAAAUCCCUGAGAUUGCUCAUGCAGUGAUCGAAAAACCUGCAACAGAUGACUAUAGAGACCAAGAUUACGUCAUAAUUAAUUGUGAGAAGGGAUACAAUUCUAAGUAUGGAUAUAUAACUUGUACGAGAGGACAGUGGGAGUUAAAUGACCAAAAAACACCCGAAACCUUCUGCUCACCUCGUGAAAAGUCCUGCAGUCCUCCACCUAAAGUUGAGAAUGCAAUCAUUGUGAAGUCCAACGAGAACGAAUACUUGUCUGACACACAAGUAACUUACCAGUGCCGUGAUAAAUACGCAAUCAAAGGAGCAGAUAGCAUUACGUGCAAAAAUGGAGAAUGGGAAAUGAAUAACAUCAAGUGCAUACAGCGCUGUGAGACUCCUAAAGCUGACCAGCAGACACUGAUUAUCGUGGCAGAGAAAGACAAAUACGUCAAUGGGGAUGUCAUAACAUAUGAAUGCAUCAUACAAGGGGGAAAGUUUGAUGGUAAUGCUACAUGUGUCAAUGGCAUGUGGACUGAACCAAUUGAGUGUAAAGGUAAGGACUGGGACACAGAAGUAAGCAGGGACAAGCCGGUGGAGCAGGACCAGGGACGGCAGGUCAAAGAGCCGGAGCCAAACCAGAAGUCUACAGACCAGAGCGACGUCCAGGCAACAGACACAGACACAACCAGCCAAACAGACCAAGGAGCAGUAUGAGAGCGGUUUAACCUGUGUUGUAUAAGGCUGACAGGUAAUGACGUGCAAAGCUCUCACCCUGAUACUGAUGUUAUUCCAAUCCUGCAGAAGUCUCAAUAAAAAACAUUUAAGGC